This is a messenger RNA of Prunus armeniaca (apricot), 897 nucleotides long. Lineage: Eukaryota; Viridiplantae; Streptophyta; Magnoliopsida; Rosales; Rosaceae. The record is from the annotation of a GenBank genome assembly.
AUGGUUGCUGGGCCGCAUCCUGAUACUGUUACUUAUACUACUCUGAUGGAUGCAUGUUGUAAGAUAAGGGAGAUGGCUAAGGCACAGAGUGUCUUGCGUGAGAUGCUCGAUAGAGAGCUUCAACCUACAGUUGUGACAUUCAAUGUGCUAAUGAAUGGAUUUUGUAUGUCAGGAAUGCUAGAAGAUGGUGAGAGGCUACUUAAGUGGAUGAUAGAGAAGGGUAUAGUGCCUAAUGCCGGCACUUAUAGUUCUCUCAUGAAGCAGUACUGCAUUAGAAAUAAUAUGCGUACUACAACUUAUAUGUAUAGGAGCAAGUGUGCUGGUUGGGUAAUGCCUGAUAACAACACCUACACCAUUUUAAUAAAAGGGCAUUUUAAGGCAAGGAAUAUGAAAGAGGCAUGGAAAUUUGCGGAGGCAAGGGAACUCUUUGAAGAGAUGCGGAGACCUGGUGUAGUUGCAGAUAGAGAAACAUACAGCAUUUUUGUUGAUAUGAACUAUGAAGAAGAAAUUGUCAGUUUUGGUUUCUCUGAACUUGCAUCUCGGGUAAUACCAUCAUGGGACCAAGAUAUGCAUAGUACUUGGGUAUCAGCAUUUGAUAUGAAUCGAAAGAUAGAUGAAGCUGGGCCUGUAGAGACUACACAUUCCAUAAACGUAUCCAAGGAAUCUCAAGAUGGUUGUUUUGUUCAAACGUUUAUCCGUUUGAAUUGCAUCACUGCUAAAAUGAUAAAAGAAGAUACACCAGGUACUACUCUCCCCAGUAAAGUUGGGUAUCCUCAUUCAAUGGUAGAGUUGGAGUUAGGUGUUAUGAGCAGAGAAGAUGCAGGGGCGCUUGCAUCCCAGAAAGAAACAACUGAAGCUACUGAUUUGGAGGACCAGCUCAAGACCAAGAGCCACUAA